AUCGUCUCAACGAGCACCACCAUGGUACCAACAGGACGGGCCUAAUCGACCACAUGAUGCCCCACUACAACCAUAUCCUCAUGGUAUUUACCAAGCCCCAAUGCCACAUGGACACAUCCGGGAAUGGCAGAAAGACGGACAAACCGGAGGGAACCAAUCCAACAAACUAAUGACGGAUGUUACCCGUUGUCUAAGUGACGUCGCGAAAGCAUUUAAUCAGCUAAACGCACCUCCUCAAGCACCUGUUGCACGUAACCGCCGUACCGCCGAUGGGAGACCAAUAUGUAAUUACUGCCACAAAGCAGGACACCUGGCAAUAAACUGCAACAAAAGGAAUCAACAAGCUUUGUCUAAUCGAGGUGAAGGCUCUGGACGAGUAGCUGCCAUCACUGACUCACCUGAGAAUGAAGACGAAGCAGUUGCAUGUAUAGGAGGAGAAACGGACACCCUGUCAAGCCAGCAACCACGCGACUUCCCGGAAAUAGGGCUCCCAACAAACACAGAGACGGAAAACACAGGGGAGGCAAUGUGUGCAGUUGAUCACAUUUCAGUCACACCUGACCUCUUCGCACCGUAAAGCUGUUAGUGGACACU
Messenger RNA from Exaiptasia diaphana, 594 nucleotides. RefSeq lists its product as uncharacterized. Gene Ontology annotation, molecular function: nucleic acid binding; zinc ion binding. The record is from RefSeq and is a predicted model, not a curated record. Lineage: Eukaryota; Metazoa; Cnidaria; Anthozoa; Actiniaria; Aiptasiidae.